Ictalurus punctatus (channel catfish) is the source of this 2331-nucleotide messenger RNA. It is a transcript of the gene amn, whose product is annotated as amnion associated transmembrane protein. The transcript has a single exon. Gene Ontology annotation, biological process: receptor-mediated endocytosis; intracellular protein localization. The coding region runs from base 667 to 2079 and encodes 470 amino acids. NCBI's taxonomy places the organism in Eukaryota, Metazoa, Chordata, Actinopteri, Siluriformes, Ictaluridae. Gene Ontology annotation, cellular component: endocytic vesicle; apical plasma membrane. The record is from RefSeq and is a predicted model, not a curated record.
AUCCUCACUACAAUGUCAGAACUGUAAUCAUUGUGCUUUACCCAAACAUUCCACACCAUUAUUUGGUGAAAACCCACAUGAAAUAGUACACAGUGUGUCUCUUUGACAUGGACCAUGGAUCCAUUCUACAUUUACAGCAUUUUGGAAGACACCCUUAACCAGAGCAACUUACAUUUAACUAAUUUUUUAUACAACUGAGCAGUUGAAGGGUAAGGGCCUUGCUCAGUAGCCCAGCAAUGGCAUCUUGGCAUGAUUUGAACUGACAACCUUCUGAUCAAUAGUCCAACAUCUUGGCCUCUGAGCUACGCUUGUGAUAACACUUGAGCUAAAUAUUUACAAAAUAGAUUUUAAAAAAUUGGUUAAGCUUACUGAAGGUGUUCAACUAUAUUAAAAAUUUCUUAAUAAUUAGCACAGGUAAGUCUGCAUAGCUUUUUCAAGUGUUACAUGAAUUUUCUAGGACAAAAUGUUGUUUUAAGAUAAACAAAACAAGCUGGUCUCCAGUAAUGUGUCUAGUAUGAUUUUAACUGUGGUAAAUAUUUGACUGCCUGAACUGCUGUAAUGAAUUCUCAUUAACAAGUUUUAGUGUUUCAUGUGAUAGUCACAUAGUUUACCGAGAGACCAAAGGUCCAUCUUUUCCUUUUUCUUAAAUCGUAUUCAUACCCGCUCAUGAUGGCAACCAGACAAGUCCUUUUUAUUUUGCUCUCUAUGCUUGGUUCUGCAUGUGCACUGUACAAGCAGUGGGUUCCAGACACCAACUUUGAAAAUGCAACAAACUGGGACAAAGGUUCUGUGCCCUGUGGAAGUGACCAAGUGGUAUUUCCAGCCUCUAGUAAAGUAGCUGUGUAUGUGGAGGCAGCUCAUACACUUUCUGGAAUGCGUCUGCCUGUGGAUGGAGAGUUUAUUCUGGCCUCAGGAGCUGGUUUUUCUAUUAGAGAAGGUCAGGAUCCUAGCUGUGGAGCAAGUGGCACCACCAAUUUCAGAGACUCUGACUCUCUGAUGUGGUUUGAUCCAGCUCUGUGGAAGGCUGCUUCCUCAUUUGAUCAACUGCAGAGCGGGCCAUAUCUCUUCUUUGUCCAUGAAGAGACUAUACCUUGCCAGCAUGAUGAUGUAGUGUUCCGGGAUGGCUCAUCUUUCCGAGUGGAUGUAUCAACACAUGAGAACAGCAUUCCUGUGAAGAGUGUUUCGGUGCUGGGGAAGAAAUUCAGUGAUGCCUCUGACUUCUCACAGUACACCAGUUCUCAUCUGGGGAAGCUGCAGUUUCAUGGAUCUUCAUCAGUCAGAGUUAGUGGACCAGCCUGCAAUGAUAUCACUGGAUGUGAGUGUGGAAAUUCUGGCAACCAUGACCGGAUCUGCUCAAAUGUCAAGUGUCCAGAGCUGGACUGCAAGAAACCCUUGUACCCAGUGGGACACUGCUGUGAUGUCUGCGGUGCCAUCAUGACUAUUCAUUUCUCUGACAACUUCAACAUUGAAUCCUACCGCCAGCGACUGCAGCACCUCUUCCUCAGCUUGUCUAAGUAUAAAUCCAUUCAGAUGGCUUUGUCAAAAGUCUCAAAAACUCAGAGACUGAUGCAAGUCAUUCCUUAUGGAAUCACCCAAGAGAUCCAGGUGGUUCUCCUGGAUGAAAAUACUGGAAAGCUGGCUGAGGCCCUUGCUCAGGAUAUACUAAGAGACAUUGAUGCACAAGGUUCUCAUCUGGGCAUAGAAAGUGCUGAGUUUCAUGCGUCGUCAGGUGCAAGUAGUGGUGGUGUAUCUGGAAUGAGUGGAGGAGAGGUGGCUGGGGUUAUUCUGGGUAUUCUGGCUUUGGUGGCUUUCCUGGCUCUGUUUAUAGUUCUCCACCGUCGGGGCAUGCUCAGAGUGCCAAAUUUACCCCCGCUGAGUGGCUGGUGGAAAGAUAGUGAGAUUGGGGAUCUGGGUGGGCCUCUAGACCAUGGUUUUGACAACCCCAUGUUUGAGAAGCAAAACACUUUUCCAGAGAUCCCUGGGCUGUAUGGAACAGAGAGUCUGAACGGUAUCACCUUAACACAUUCAGGUGUGCACUUUGUGAAUCCUGUGUAUGAUGAAACUGACUUUGAUACAUGAUGCUGAUUAAAUAGUGAUGACAUUAUGGUCCCUUCUCAAAUAUUUAAUUAAAGAUUUAAUUGAUACAUGCUUCACUUCAGUUGCUGAAAUGCAAAAUGUAAAGCGUUUCAGAAAAUUGCAUAAUUAAUAACACUGUAGUGAUUAGAACAUGUAGUUGGCUCAUUGUUUGUCUCAGUAAUGUUUUAGCAAGAAAAAUGUGAGAUUUAUUAGGAUUGUGAUGAAUUACAUCAAAUAAAGUUUAAAAUAAGUACA